AUGGACCUUGCCAGCUGCCAGCCCGCAGCCACCGGGACUGGGGGGAGGCUCUCGCCACGGCCGGCGCUCCGGCACAGACUGUCGCGUAGCUCGCUCUGGGGCACGGCGAGCGGGGAGGACGAGCUGCAACGCCCCGGGCCCCCCUGGACCUGCGCCCCCGCGCCCCCUCUGCAGAGACCCCGCUCCCGCCGGCCCACCGCCGAGCCGGCCGCCGGCCACAGCAGCGGCGGCAAGGAUGCUCGGCCGCCCCGUGGGCUGGGGGACAGCACAGGUCUGGCAGUUCAUCAGAUAAUCACUAUUACAGUGUCCCUCAUCAUGGUCAUAGCUGCGCUGAUAACAACUCUUGUCUUAAAAAAUUGCUGCGCGCAGAGCGGGCGCCCGCGGCGCAACAGCCACCAACGCAAGCUGGACCAGCAGGAGGAGAGCUGCCAGAACCUGACGGACUUCGCCCCCGCCCGCGUGCCCAGCGCCCUCGACAUCUUCACCGCCUACAACGAGACGCUGCAGUGCUCCCACGAGUGCGUCCGCACCCCCGUGCCCGUCUACGCGGAGGACACGCUGCACUCGCCCGGGGAUUACAAAACCACCUUCAAUGGAAACAGACCCUCUUCUUCUGACCGGCAUCUUAUUCCCGUGGCCUUUGUGUCUGAGAAAUGGUUUGAAAUCUCCUGCUGACUGGCCGAAGCCUGUUUGACUUCUGGGGGCAGGGCAGACGCCAGCGGGCUGUUUCCUGGUACGUACCGCGCUCCCUGCGUCCAUCCCGCAUCCCUCCCGUGCCCGUCGUACCCUGCCUGGUGCCAUCCUCCCAUCUGCACUUCCUUCAGUGUCACUGGAUGUAUUUCAUGCCGUGGAAGAGGCAUUGGGAUC
This is a messenger RNA of Ficedula albicollis (Collared flycatcher), 867 nucleotides long. RefSeq names its product adherens junctions associated protein 1 (gene AJAP1). Lineage: Eukaryota; Metazoa; Chordata; Aves; Passeriformes; Muscicapidae. Gene Ontology annotation, cellular component: plasma membrane; cytoplasmic side of plasma membrane; cell-cell contact zone. Gene Ontology annotation, molecular function: beta-catenin binding. The coding region runs from base 1 to 675 and encodes 224 amino acids. The transcript is spliced from 5 exons. The record is from RefSeq and is a predicted model, not a curated record.